This is a messenger RNA of Eimeria tenella, 606 nucleotides long. RefSeq lists its product as uncharacterized. Bases 1 to 606 code for a protein of 201 amino acids. Gene Ontology annotation, cellular component: cytoplasm. The record is from RefSeq and is a predicted model, not a curated record. Gene Ontology annotation, molecular function: aminopeptidase activity; zinc ion binding. Lineage: Eukaryota; Apicomplexa; Conoidasida; Eucoccidiorida; Eimeriidae. The transcript is spliced from 2 exons.
AUGCGGCGAAGACCCGAAACCCCUCCCGCAACGCUGCGGCUCGACGGCGAGGGUUUAGACCUUCGAGGGGUUUGGGUAGAUGGCCAAGAAAUCCCGGGGGGCCCCCACCAGGGGGGCCCCCAGGGGGCCCCCCAGGGGGCCCCCCAGGGGGCCCCCCAGGGGGGCCCCCGGUACAGCGUGGACGAAGAGGGGGCCCUGUACCUUCCUGCUGCAGUGCUGCCAGCAGCAGCGAACGAAAGCUUCGAAGUGAAAACCAUUGUGGUUAUAAACCCUCGCAGCAACUUGAAACUCUCGGGACUUUACUUGACCAAUGGUCUACUUUGCACGCAGUGCGAAGCAGAAGGGUUUAGGAGAAUAACCUUUUUCCUGGACAGGCCCGACGUGACCUCAGUCUACAAGGUGCGACUGGAGGCGGACAAGGCCCAGUACCCUACUUUGCUCAGCAACGGGGACCGCGUGGAGGGGGGCCCCCUCGAGGGGGCCCCCCAUAAACACUUUGCUGUUUUUUUGGACCCUUUUAGGAAACCCUGUUACCUUUUUGCUGUUGUUGCGGGCCCCCUCGAGUGCAUUGAAGACACCUUCACCACCAUGGUCCCCAAACCCUAA